Messenger RNA from Dipodomys ordii (Ord's kangaroo rat), 1793 nucleotides. RefSeq names its product complement component 1, s subcomponent (gene C1s). Bases 129 to 1625 code for a protein of 498 amino acids. Gene Ontology annotation, biological process: proteolysis. The record is from RefSeq and is a predicted model, not a curated record. The transcript has 11 exons. NCBI's taxonomy places the organism in Eukaryota, Metazoa, Chordata, Mammalia, Rodentia, Heteromyidae. Gene Ontology annotation, molecular function: serine-type endopeptidase activity; calcium ion binding.
CCCAGCCACCCCCGGGGCUUCUCAGCAUGCCCAGGGCUGCAAGAGAGGACUGAAGUACUGGCCCUUCCUCGGCGAAAGGUGUCUGCUGCGGGGGGUCAUCAAGAGGCGCCAAGAGUCAGCCGGGAGCCAUGGACGCUUCUCUAGAAACGUGGUGCAUCGCUCUGUUUUCUGUGUUCACCUGGGUGAAUGCGGGACUCCCCAUGUAUGGAGAGAUCCUGUCCCCCAACUAUCCCCAGGCGUACCCCAACGAGGUGGACACAUCCUGGCACAUAGAAGUUCCCGACGGGUUCGGUGUUCACCUCUACUUCACCCACCUGGACCUCGAGCUGUCUGAAAACUGCGAGUACGACUUCGUGCAGAUACUGUCCGGAGGAAUCCAAGAAGGAAAGCUCUGUGGACAGAGACCCAGAAAGAGUGCCGACUCCCCCAUUGUGGCAGAAUUCCGGGUCCCCUACAACAAACUCCAGGUGACCUUCAAGUCGGACUUCUCCAAUGAAGAGCGAUUUACAGGAUUUGCCGCUUACUAUGUGGCCGAGGACGUGGACGAGUGCACGGAAUUUUUGGAUGUCCCUUGCAGUCACUUUUGCAACAACUUCAUAGGUGGCUACUUCUGCUCUUGUCCCCCGGAAUACUUCCUCUACGAUGACAUGAAGAACUGUGGAGUCAAUUGCACGGGGGACGUGUUCACAGCCCUGGAGGGAGAGAUCACGAGCCCCAAUUAUCCCAGUCCGUACCCCGAGAACUCCAGGUGUGAGUACCGGAUUGAGCUGGAGGAGGGCUUCCAGGUAGUGGUGACCAUGAGGAGAGAUGACUUUGAUGUGGAGCCCGCCGACGCCGACGGAAGCUGCCAGGACAAUUUAGUGUUUGUGUCUAGAAAACAACAAUACGGUCCUUACUGCGGUCAUGGAUUUCCUGGGCCUCUGGUGAUCGAGACCGGAAGUAAUACUCUGGAUGUCAUCUUUCAAACUGACCUCACAGGAGAGAGCAAAGGCUGGAAGCUUCGCUAUCACGGUGACCCCAUCCCAUGUCCCAAAGAAGUCAAAGCCAAUUCCAUAUGGGAGCCGGAAAAGGCCAAAUAUGUGUUCAAAGAUGUGGUGAAAAUCUCCUGUGUGGAUGGAUUCGAAAUCGUGCAGGGCAGUGUGGGCUCAACGUUUUUCUACUCUUCUUGUCAAAGCGACGGGCGGUGGAGCAGCCCCGAUCUGGAGUGUCAGCGUACGUGUCUCCUCAAAGCCAGCGCUUUGAUGACUUUUUCUCCCAAGGGGAACUGGAAAAAAAAACAUAAGAAAAGAUCACUAUGCCUGUACCGCUGCUCGGGUAAUGGGAGCUGGGUGAACGAGGUGCUGGGCGCUGAGUUGCCGGAGUGCGUUCCAGCCUACGCCUUCACCGACAACAUGAUCUGCGCCGGGGAGCGGGGCGUGGACAGCUGCCAGGGCGACAGCGGCGGCGCCCUGGCCGUCCGCGACCCCCAGCACCGCGACGACGACCACCCCCGCUUCUACGUGGCCGGCCUGGUGUCGUGGGGCACCAAGUGCGGCACCUACGGCGUCUACACCAAGGUCAGCCGCUACCUCGACUGGAUCCUGAAGACCAUGCGGGAGAACGACGGCGCCGACGACGACCAAUGAGGUGCCAGCCUCCCCCUCCGCAUGCAAAUCAUCACCGCUGACGACCAAUGAGGUGCCAGCCUCCCCCUCCGCAUGCAAAUCAUCACCGCUGACGACCAAUGAGGUGCCAGCCUCCCCCUCUGUAUGCAAAUCACCGACUCACCAGUGACGACCGAUGAGGUGCCAGCC